AAUUUCCUGAUGACAGUAUUAUGAAUGAAAAUAAUAAACACAGACAAUAAAGUUGAUACGAAGUGAUAACAACUGCUUUUAUUUAUUUCAUGAUUACCGGUAUUCACUGUGAUGCAGAAAUAUGAAAAACUUGAAAAAAUCGGGGAAGGUACAUAUGGAACUGUGUUUAAAGCCAAGAAUAAAGAAACUCAUGAGAUUGUAGCACUAAAAAGAGUUCGUUUGGAUGAUGAUGAUGAGGGUGUACCCAGCUCGGCAUUACGAGAAAUCUGUCUACUGAAAGAAUUAAAACACAAGAACAUUGUCAGAUUAUAUGAUAUUAUGAUAAGUGAGAAAAAACUUACUUUGGUUUUUGAGUACUGUGACCAGGAUUUGAAAAAAUACUUUGAUAGCUGUCAAGGGGAAGUUGACGCUAAUAUUGUAAAGUCUUUCAUGUAUCAGUUAUUACGAGGACUGGCAUUUUGUCAUGCUAAUAAUGUGCUACAUCGCGACCUCAAGCCUCAAAAUCUACUAAUUAAUAAGGAUGGGGAGUUAAAAUUGGGUGAUUUUGGAUUAGCUCGACCGUUUGGUAUUCCUGUUCGCUGUUAUUCAGCUGAGGUUGUAACAUUAUGGUAUCGUCCGCCAGAUGUUUUAAUGGGAGCGAAGAUUUACACGACCUCAAUAGACAUGUGGUCAGCUGGAUGCAUUUUUGCAGAAUUGUCGAAUGGCGGAAGACCUCUUUUCCCAGGGAGCGACGUUGAUGACCAACUAAGAAAAAUAUACAAAAUCUUAGGAUCACCAAAUGAAGAGGCUUGGCCUGGAAUGACAAAAUUGCCAGAGUAUAAAGAUUAUGGGUUCCAUCUUCCAGUAUCGUUAUCUCACGUUGUUCCAAAACUUCCAUCCAUUGGCAGGGACCUACUACAGAAAUUGCUCGUGUUCAAUCCAUUAAUGCGUAUGGCUGCAGACGUUGCAAUGAAUCAUCAAUAUUUCAAUGAUCUUAAUCCUUCAAUCAAAAACUGAUCACCUGAUCUGUUCUAAUUUAAGUAACUCCGCUUUCAAAGAAGCAAGAAAAAUAUUUCUGCAUAAUCGUGAAUAUACAUGCAUAAAAUCAACUUUUGUUUUACAUCAACUUCACCAAUAUC
This is a messenger RNA of Dendronephthya gigantea, 1118 nucleotides long. RefSeq names its product cyclin-dependent-like kinase 5. Gene Ontology annotation, biological process: protein phosphorylation. The transcript is spliced from 12 exons. The coding region runs from base 112 to 996 and encodes 294 amino acids. Lineage: Eukaryota; Metazoa; Cnidaria; Anthozoa; Malacalcyonacea; Nephtheidae. Gene Ontology annotation, molecular function: ATP binding; cyclin-dependent protein serine/threonine kinase activity. Gene Ontology annotation, cellular component: nucleus; cytoplasm. The record is from RefSeq and is a predicted model, not a curated record.